CUUUUUCCACGUAGUUUAUAUACUGGCAUGCACGCGCCCUGCAGUGGAUUUUGGUCCAAGGGAAUUGCAAGUUAAUUUGUAACCACUGAGACACUUCAGGACGCUACAGGAAAGUUUUAACACACAGCACAAUGGCUGGAUUCAAGUACAUGAGCGGUUUUGGGAACGAGUUCUCUUCUGAAGACCCUCGCUGUCCUGGAUCUUUACCUGAGGGACAGAACAAUCCUCAGGUCUGUCCCUACGGCCUCUAUGCUGAGCAGCUCUCUGGCUCUGCCUUCACCUGCCCGCGGCCAGCCAAUAAGAGAAGCUGGUUGUACCGCAUCUUGCCAUCUGUCAAACAUAAGCCUUUUACCGCAGUGCCCUGUGGAAACCUAACAGAGAACUGGAACGAGGUGGAACCUGACCCUAACCAGCUGCGAUGGUUGCCGUUCACCAUCCCCAAAUCUACAGAGAAGAAAGUGGACUUUGUGGCUGGUCUGCAUACUGUCUGCGGUGCCGGAGAUGCCAAAUCUCGCAACGGCAUUGGCAUCCAUGUGUAUGCCUGCAACACCUCCAUGGUUGACAGGUGCUUCAACAACUCAGAUGGAGACUUUCUGAUUGUCCCCCAGCAGGGUAAGAUCUUGAUCACCACGGAGUUUGGGAAGAUAAUGGUCGAGCCGAACGAGAUCUGUGUCCUCCAGCAAGGGAUGCGCUUCAGUGUGGAUGUGUUUGGAGAAACCAGAGGCUAUAUACUGGAGGUGUAUGGAGCCCAUUUUGAACUCCCUGACCUGGGACCCAUAGGAGCCAAUGGUCUGGCCAACCCAAGGGAUUUCCUGUGUCCAGUUGCUUGGUAUGAGGAUCGCACAGUGGCCACAGGUUACACCGUCAUCAACAAGUACCAAGGAAAGCUCUUCUCCUGCCAACAGGGUUUCUCUCCAUUCAAUGUGGUAGCUUGGCACGGGAACUACACACCUUACAAAUACAACCUGGAGAACUUCAUGGUUAUCAACGCUGUGGCCUUCGACCAUGCGGAUCCAUCUAUCUUUACUGUGCUGACUGCCAAAUCUACGCGACCAGGUGUGGCCAUUGCUGACUUUGUCAUCUUCCCCCCUCGGUGGGGUGUGGCUGACCGCACCUUCCGUCCACCAUACUAUCACCGGAACUGCAUGAGUGAAUUCAUGGGUCUGAUCAAAGGCCACUAUGAAGCCAAAGAGGAGGGCUUCCAGCCAGGAGGGGCAAGCCUCCACAGCGCCAUGACCCCACACGGCCCGGACGCUGAAUGCUUUGAGAAGAACAGCGCCGCUGAGCUCCAACCUGAGAGGGUGGCUGAGGGAACCAUGGCUUUCAUGUUUGAGUCAUCCUUCAGUAUGGCAGUGACCAAGUGGGGUCUACAAACAUGUCAGAAACUUGACAAGAGCUACUACCAGUGCUGGGAAUCUCUCCGCAGCCACUUCAAUCCCAACUGGAAGCCCAGCAAAAAGUAGAACAAAGUGAGAUGAAAUCUGAACCAAAUAUUGUUAUACAUGACAAAAAAAAAGGUUGUUGGAACUUGGAUUUCUUGUGUUGUUUGAUGACAUUACAGAAGGUACAACAUCAUUUAUUUUAUGCAACUAUGCAGGAAACUAUGAUUUGAGUUGCACUAUAAAGAUUCAUACAAAGAUUUGCUGUGUGUAAUGAAUUACGCUGCAUGAAUAGUUUCUGUACAUGUCAGUCAUGCUGAACAUGUAUGCCUUCUGUAUGGCUCUCCUGCUGUACUUUCACAGUUUGGAAAUGUAAUACACCAUUAAAUGGAAAUUUUAAUUUGCUGGAAAA
Molecule: messenger RNA, 1791 nt
Organism: Perca fluviatilis (European perch)
Lineage: Eukaryota; Metazoa; Chordata; Actinopteri; Perciformes; Percidae
Gene: hgd
Product: homogentisate 1,2-dioxygenase
Exons: 14
Coding region: 132-1463 (443 amino acids)
Biological process (GO): L-phenylalanine catabolic process
Cellular component (GO): cytoplasm
Molecular function (GO): homogentisate 1,2-dioxygenase activity
Source: RefSeq, a predicted model, not a curated record